Messenger RNA from Capsicum annuum, 1772 nucleotides. RefSeq names its product transcription factor TCP4. NCBI's taxonomy places the organism in Eukaryota, Viridiplantae, Streptophyta, Magnoliopsida, Solanales, Solanaceae. The transcript is spliced from 2 exons. Gene Ontology annotation, cellular component: nucleus. Gene Ontology annotation, molecular function: sequence-specific DNA binding; DNA-binding transcription factor activity. Gene Ontology annotation, biological process: regulation of secondary shoot formation. The record is from RefSeq and is a predicted model, not a curated record. Bases 467 to 1390 code for a protein of 307 amino acids.
CAUUUUAUUUUCAUCCUUAUAAACUUAAAUUCUUUUAUUUUCCUUUCUCCUUCACCCUUCUCUCUCUCAAAAAAAUAAAUAAAUCUUAACCCUAGCUAAGAGGUAAAACCUAAACUAAAUACCAGUACUUUCAAUAUUGCAACACUAUUCCAAAAUUUUCAACUUUAAUUAGGUUUCUUUUUAUUACUUUUUGUCUUUGAUAUUUGAGAUUUUGGACAAAGAAGUUUCAUUAGGCCUAUGGGAUUUGUAGCGUACCUUGUCAGUGUUCCUCGGGAUCAGCGUCAUCAGAUAUCAUCACUAGUAUUACUGCAACACUAGCAGGUUCAUUUUCAGAUUUUAUAAAGUGCCUGUGGUAAUCAUAAAAGAGAAAAUUAGCAAGCUGAAAUUUUUGUUUAGUUUGAAUCUGAAUAUACAUCCGAAUCAUUUCAGCACUAAAAAGGUGAAGGACUAUGCAGAGAGAUUUAUAAUGAAGAGAGCAACGGGAGGAGGAGAGAUAGUACAAGUCGAAGGAGGUCAUAUUCUCCGGUCUACUGGUAGAAAAGACCGGCACAGCAAAGUUUAUACCGCGAAAGGACCAAGAGAUAGAAGGGUCCGUUUAGCGGCUCACACUGCUAUUCAAUUUUAUGAUGUGCAAGACAGGUUGGGUUAUGACCGGCCUAGUAAGGCGGUUGAUUGGCUUAUCAAAAAGGCGAAAAAUGCCAUUGAUAAGUUAGAUGAGUUGCCUCCUUGGAACCCGAAUCAGGUUCCAAGUACUACAGAAGAAGCUGAUGAUGCAGUGUUGGGGCAACAACAGUCGGAAUAUCAGCUUCAGAAGGAAUUAGAAGAAAAUAACUCGAGUCAUCAGGUUAAUUCUUCUAAUUCCUACAUGAUGCAAGUGCCAUCUACAGGCGGAGAAGCACCACAAUCACUUGGAGAUACUAUGAAAUCAUUUUUCCCAAUGAAUUCGGGUACUCCGCUAAUGAAUUUCCAAAACUACCCACAUGAGAUAAUGCCAAGAUCUUCGUUACAAAACGAAGAUCUUGGCUUAUCUCUUCACACUACUUUUCAUAGGGCAACUUCUUCUGAUAAUGACCAAAAUGCCCUUUUCUCAAAUCAUCAAAAUUUUGAAGCAAAUUAUCCAAGAAUGGCAAGUUGGAACAUAUUGCCACAAACAUUUUUCACUACUCAAAGUGCAUUUACUCAAAGGGAACCCCUUCAGUCCAAUUUUUCACAAAUGAUUAAUCAUCAUGCUACUUGGGAAGAAAGGCCAUUAAUGAAUGGACUAAUUCAUCAGGCAGAAAUUACCAAUAAUAGCAGACAUUUCACUACAGAUUUUCAAGUUCCAGCUAGGAUCCAUGGUGAACAUCAUCAAGACCCUUCCUCUGCUUCUCCUAAUUCUCAUCACCAUUGAUUAAUGGUUUUAUUAAAAGGUUGAUUGAGUAAGUAGUCAUCUCUGAAGAUAUCAAAUGCUCAUUAUUUGGUAGAGCUGGAACAUGGUCAGAGUAAUUUCAAAGAUGUAACUGUAUUUCUUAUCUUAAUAUUUGAGGAUUUUGUCUAUUAUGUUAUGGUGGUGCUAAUUAAAGCCUUGCUUGGAUUGCAUAUUUUCCACCUAUUUUGUGAAUGGAUUGAGUGACAUUGUUGGAUACUUAAAAUCUACUAGUUACUCUCUACCUUCGUAAGGUAGGGGUAAGAUAUGCAUACACAUCAUUUGUCUCAAAUUCAAGUGAGAUUAUACUGAAUAUGUGGUUAUUGUUCUUGUCGUUAGAAACAUUAAUCUAGUUGACUUUCUUGUU